GCCGCCUCAACCUCAACUCAUCUCGCCGGUGGUCGAUCUCCUCCAUCUGCUCGCCGCGGCGCAACCCGGAGAGGAGACCGCGCUCGGUCGAGCACCACCUAGGGCUAGCGUCCUCGCGACGAGCUCCGGCGCGGCGUCCGCCCUCUGCAGCCCCGGUGUCCCCGCGACCGGCUCCGGCGCGACCGGCACACAGCUCCACAGGCCAACGGGACCUGAUUCAUGGCGAAGCAGGCGUACGCCACGAGCAGUCUCGUGGUCGGGUACGCGCUGUGCUCCAGCUUGCUGGCUAUCAUCAACAAGUAUGCCAUCACCAAGUUCAGCUACCCCGGACUGCUGACCGCCCUGCAGUACCUGACCUCGGUGGUUGGAGUGUGGGUGCUCGGGAAGCUCGGCUUCCUCUGCCACGACGCCUUCAACCUCCAGACCGCCAAGAAGUUUGCGCCGGCCGCGGUUGUCUUCUACCUUGCCAUCUUCACCAACACCCACCUCCUCAAGCAUGCAAACGUCGACACUUUCAUCGUGUUCAGAUCCCUGACUCCUCUCCUGGUGGCUAUCGCCGACACCACCUUCCGGAAGCAACCGUGCCCUUCCAAGCUCACGUUCUUGUCCCUCGUGAUCAUUUUGGGAGGCGCGGUCGGCUAUGUGAUGACAGACUCGGCCUUCACCCUCACUGCAUACUCGUGGGCACUCGCUUACCUGGUCACCAUAACUACUGAGAUGGUGUACAUCAAGCACAUGGUGACCAACUUGGGGCUCAACACCUGGGGCUUUGUGCUCUACAACAAUCUUCUCUCGCUGCUAAUGGCACCGGUGUUUGGGUUUCUGACAGGGGAGCACUUGUCCGUCUUCAGAGCUUUUGAGUCAAGGGGGCAGAGUUGGUUUGAGCUUGAUGCCUUUGUGGCGGUUGCGUUGUCCUGCGUCUUUGGUCUGCUCAUCAGCUUCUUUGGUUUCGCUGCAAGGAAAGCGAUCUCUGCCACAGCGUUCACAGUGACAGGUGUGGUCAACAAGUUCCUCACGGUUGCGAUAAAUGUGAUGAUUUGGGACAAGCAUGCAAGCAUGUUUGGUUUGGUUUGCUUGCUCUUCACUCUCGCUGGUGGAGUGCUCUAUCAGCAGUCAGUUACAACAAAAGGCAAUCCUUCAGCAGCAGCUAAGCAGGGAAGAGGUGGUGAUGAUGCUGUUGAGGUGGAUGAGGAGAGCCAGAUGCUGGUUUCAUCUCCAAAGGUUGUCUAAGGUGCAUGAUCACCAAAGAUCCAGUUCUGUUCGUUUUUCUGGACCCAUGUUUUGAAGAUUUGUCAGUCAUGUACCGAAGGAAAUCCAAGAGGCUGCAUUUUUGUUCUAGGAGAGGCUGCAGUAACUUUACAUGAUACAUGUUUGGUCUAUAAUUAUUUUUGUUACCGUGCCUUGUUUACUGGUAAGCUCCAAACCCCGUGCGAUGUUUAAUUACUUAGAACGACAAACCAAUGCGGUGACCAUCUUAUAUGGUUAUUGGCACCUAUCUGGACAUUGUAUACCUGAUGAGGUGACUCAGAUUACAUACACCC
Molecule: messenger RNA, 1541 nt
Organism: Zea mays
Lineage: Eukaryota; Viridiplantae; Streptophyta; Magnoliopsida; Poales; Poaceae
Product: GDP-mannose transporter GONST4
Exons: 2
Coding region: 220-1230 (336 amino acids)
Source: RefSeq, marked validated